This is a messenger RNA of Balaenoptera acutorostrata (minke whale), 1623 nucleotides long. RefSeq names its product alpha-globin transcription factor CP2-like. NCBI's taxonomy places the organism in Eukaryota, Metazoa, Chordata, Mammalia, Artiodactyla, Balaenopteridae. Gene Ontology annotation, cellular component: nucleus. Gene Ontology annotation, molecular function: RNA polymerase II cis-regulatory region sequence-specific DNA binding; DNA-binding transcription activator activity, RNA polymerase II-specific. The record is from RefSeq and is a predicted model, not a curated record. Gene Ontology annotation, biological process: positive regulation of transcription by RNA polymerase II.
AUGGUGGGCAACUCGAAGAGGGCUCAGGACGCUGCGUCCUUCUUCAGGGAGACAGAUAAAUGGCAGGUGGUUCCCAAAGAAAGGGGCAGGGAAAAGGUGCGAAAGCGGCGUGGGAGCGCAGGUGAUGUCCUAGCAUUGCCCAUUUUUAAGCAAGAAGAGUCAAGUUUGCCUCCAGAUAAUGAGAAUAAAAUCCUCCCUUUUCAAUACGUGCUUUGUGCUGCCACCUCCCCAGCUGUGAAACCCCAUGAUGAAACCCUGACAUAUCUCAAUCAAGGCCAGUCUUAUGAAAUCCGAAUGCUAAACAAUAGGAAACUUGGAGAACUUCCAGAAAUUAAUGGCAAGUUGGUGAAGAGUAUAUUCCGUGUCGUGUUCCAUGACAGACGGCUACAAUACACUGAACAUCAGCAGCUGGAGGGCUGGAGGUGGAACCGACAUGGAGAUAGAAUUCUUGACAUAGAUAUCCCAAUGUCUGUGGGUAUAAUCGAUCCUAGGGCUAAUCCAAACCAACUAAAUACAGUGGAGUUCCUGUGGGACCCUUGCAAGAGGACAUCUGUGUUUAUUCAGGUGCAUUGUAUUAGCACAGAGUUCACUAUGAGGAAACAUGGUGGAGAGAAGGGAGUGCCAUUUCGAGUACAAAUCAGUACCUUCAAGGAGAAUGAGAACGGGGAAUAUACUGAGCACUUACACUCAGCCAGCUGCCAGAUCAAAGUCCUCAAGCCCAAAGGUGCAGACAGAAAACAAAAAACAGACAGGGAGAAAAUGGAGAAACGAACGCCUCAUGAGAAGGAGAAAUAUCAACCUUCCCAUGAGACAACUAUACUCACAGAGUGUUCUCCAUGGCCCAAGAUCACAUAUGUCAAUAAUUCCCCAUCACCUGGCUUCAGCAGUUCCCAUAGCAGUCUUUCUCUUGGGGAAGGAAAUGGUUCACCAAAUCACCAGCCAGAGCCACCCCCUCCAGUCACAGACAACCUCUUGCCGACAACCACACCUCAGGAGGCUCAGCAGUGGUUGCAUCGAAACCGUUUUUCCACAUUCACGAGGCUUUUUACAAACUUCUCAGGUGCAGAUUUAUUGAAACUAACUAGAGAUGAUGUGAUUCAAAUCUGUGGCCCUGCAGAUGGAAUCAGGCUUUUUAAUGCAUUAAAAGGCCGGAUGGUGCGCCCAAGGCUAACCAUUUGUGUUUGUCAGGAGUCCUUGCAGCUGAGGAAGCAGCAACAGCAGCAGAAGCAUGAGGGUGGAGACUCACAUGGUACUUUCUUCGUUUACCGUGCCAUCUGCCUAGAAGAACUGACAGCUGUUGAACUGACAGCUGUUGAACGGACAGAAAAAAUUGCUCGGCUUUUCAGCAUUUCCCCUUGCCAGAUCAGCCAGAUCUACAAGCAGGGGCCCACAGGAAUCCAUGUGCUCUUUAGUGAUGAGAUGAUACAGAACUUUCAGGAAGAAGCCUGUUUUAUUCUGGACACAAUGAAAGAAACCAGUGAUAGCUAUCAUAUCAUCCUGAAGUAGGUGUGGGGCAGUCCAUCCUCAGUGGCUGCUGCUGCUUUCACCUAUUGGGAACUCCCCUCUUGAAGGGGGUCGCAAAUGGAGCUUUGAAGGGCUGCAGGAACCUGACCCAUCUGACUG